CGGAUUGUUUAGGAGGGAAUAAAAUUCUUUCAUGUGGCAUACGUUAUUGAGGCUUAGAGCGUUCUAAAAUUCAUUGAUUAGCUCCUUUGCAGCAACAGCGUCGACCGUCGCCGUCGGCAAUGAGUUUGAACGCUUCAUUCAAUGAAAGGGCUUACUUACGACUAAUGCUACUCGCGCCGCCGCUAUCAAUAUACUGAGUCGCUGAACGCUAUGGCCGUUACCAAAAAUUCAAUGGAGACCGAGGAGGCUUCCUCAAAGGCUUUUACUCGAGCAGACUCUGAGGCCCUUCUCCGAUUGAUCUUGCGUAACAGUGAGCUGACGGCAACCCCGCUCGCGGCCGCGGCGGCUGCUAUAAUGGCAAAUCAAGCCGCUGCAGUGUCGGCUGCUGUCCACCACCACCAGCAAGUGCAGCAGCAGCAGCAGCAACAGCUGCACCAACAGCAGCAGCAGCAGCUUCACCAUCAUCAUCAUCCCGACCAGCCCAUGGACCUCCACAAACCCUCGACUUCAAUGGCCCUCCAAUCCCUCAGUACGAAAUUCCCUCUCCUUCCCCGGAGCCUUUCCCCGCAGAGAUCCCAACGACAAUACACGAUGAGCAUGUUCCCCGGAACUUCAACCUCACGCGUGACGACCUCAGGCUCGGAGCAAAUUCAGGUUCACCGACAAGCUGACGGUAGUCUAGCCUACAGCUGUGACUUCUGCGGUUUCAUGUCGAACAACCGUCACACAAUUCUCAGACACAGACGAACUCAUACGGGGGAACGACCCUACGCAUGCACACUCUGUAGCUACAAAGCAAUACAGAUGUGGAAUCUCGAGCAACACAUCAAACGAAGACACCCUCAGGCCGCACCUCCGAGUGGCAACGCAGGCGGUGAUCUCUCGGUGAACUCGUGCGCGCCGUAUCUUUACCGAUGUCUUCAAUGUCCUUAUCAGACCAACUACAAACAACGUUUAUUCGAGCAUACGUCAACGCACCUCGGAAUGAAGCCUUACUCGUGCUCUAUUUGCGGUUAUAAGUACUCGAAAAUGUCCAACUUGAGACGACACGUUCGUGAAGUUCACGAGGGCAUCAAGAGGCCGACGCCUCGAAAAGAUGGCGUCCGCAACAGUCCAGCUCAGAGCUCCAAGCUGGUCGACAAGGCCGCUCAGAUGGCCUACCCGAACGAGCCUUCGAAGAUGCGGAAAUCUCGACGGAAGGAACCGCUCGACCAGAGCACUAUAGAGCACGUUUGCGUAGUCUGUCAGUUUUCCACUGUUUUCUCUCUGGAAUUGAACGAUCACCUCAAAAGUCACUUGGACAACGCCGAGUCACCUCAAGACUGUACGUUCUGUGCCACGAAAUUGGAAUCUUGCGAUGCCUUAUACAGUCACGUCGCUCAAGAGCACUUCAAUCAGGAGGAUACCUGGACCAGAAUGCUAAGCACAUUCCGUUGCUCCGUCUGUGGACUUAACACGCCCGACUACUCGAGGCUAAGCAAGCAUAGCUGUGAGGAGCUAAUCGGCAUCGAUCCUCUCGAACCGAUUCCGGCUUCCGCGGUUUAUCCCAACAUGGAGAACCGAGAGGGAGCUCAGUACGCCUGCGAAGUUUGUCCGUACAUUACAUUCAAUCAAGCUAGCUUCCAACGUCAUCGCAACAAGCACCGAACAGGACCCGCCAUAAAAUGUGUUUACUGCGGCCGACCAAUGAUCUCGAAAAACUCUUACGAGAGUCACGUAGCUCGGCAACACGUCGAAGCGUUGCUGGGAACGAUCCGCGAGAAUAUGGAGGGUGUCAAAGUUAAAUGCAUGUUUUGCGAUUCACUCUGUGGUCCGAAAGGUCUCAACAAACAUAUCGACGUCGAGCACAAGAACGCCAAAACUUGUUUACUCAAUCGAAGCAAGGCUCAGAAGAAUUCGAAAGUCAUCCGAGUCGGUGCUUACAUCGGGCUCUACCGGAGAUCCAUGAGAAGCACAGAAUAUCUUUGCCUUUACCCCUCCUGCAAGUAUACGACGCAUUCGUAUUCCACAAAUCUGAGGAAUCAUCUCUUCGGGCACUUCGGUGCGAACCCCUUCAUAUGCGGCAAAUGCAAUUACAGGAGCGAGCGCUUCGAUUCGCUCAGAAAACACUGCCGCGUUCACACAGGCGAGCGCCCCUACGCCUGUCCGAUUUGUGGAUAUCGCUCGAAGACCAACUCGAACCUCCACGCUCAUAUUCGGACUCGUCAUAAGAAGCCUUCGGGGAAAACCGAGCAGAUGCCCAGCAUAUGCGCUCAGUACGAGAAUCUUCCCGAAGUUCCUCCGGGAAUUCCACCGGAAGAUCCGCCUGGGGCUUUGCCAAUCUCAACUGAAAUCCUCACGGUGUCGAGCUCGCCGGAUAGCGGUCUGAGUUGCGUCCAGGAACCCCCCAGUGUCGGUCUACAACAGCUGCUCCAGCAUAAUCCUAUCGAUUACUCCUUGGUUGUCCAGAAAUCCGUGGGGCACUUGGCAGAGUUUCGGCAUCGAGAAUCGUCAGCGUCGGGAUCGAAACACGUCUGCAACUUCUGCGGGUACUCGACCGUCUACAAGCACGUGCUCACGCAUCAUAUUCGCACGCACACAGGGGAGAAACCUUUCAAGUGCGACUUCUGCGACUAUCGUGCAACCCAGCGGUCGAAUCUCCGGAAACACAUGGACCGUCAUCUCGUUCCCGUAGUACAGCAAUACGCGGCGAUGGCCACACAGGCGGCAGCACAUGUUUUUCACUCGUCGUUGCAACCCGAGUGA
Messenger RNA from Galendromus occidentalis (western predatory mite), 2745 nucleotides. RefSeq names its product zinc finger protein 64. Gene Ontology annotation, biological process: positive regulation of transcription by RNA polymerase II. Gene Ontology annotation, cellular component: nucleus. Lineage: Eukaryota; Metazoa; Arthropoda; Arachnida; Mesostigmata; Phytoseiidae. The record is from RefSeq and is a predicted model, not a curated record. The coding region runs from base 211 to 2745 and encodes 844 amino acids. The transcript is spliced from 8 exons.